AUGGCUGCCCCAAUGCCAUACCAUGUUCGUUCGAAUAGUAUGCCAUCUGGGACUCACCCUCUCUUUCGUCAAUUGAAUGAGAAGUUGCUUUCGAUUAAUGACUCCGCUCAACAUACAGCUGAGUGCCUUGCUGAUUCUCUUCUAGAAUUGUAUGAUGUCUUUGAUGACCUCCUUCAAUUGCCACAAACCCUUGAUGCCCUCCAUUCGGAAGAUAAAUCAGUCAAUGAAAUGCUGGAUGACUCUCUAAACUUGCUAGAUGUGUGCAGCGUCAUGAGAGAUGCCAUAUCCCGUUUGCGAGAGCAGCAUCAAAUCAUUCUAUCUUUUCUUCGUAGGAGAGACUACACCAGGAUGGAAGGCCAAGCUCAUGUCUCAGCCAGAAGGAAGAUGAACAAGGAGUUGGAAAAAUGUCUCAGCACCUUAAAAAGAACUUUCAGAUCAAUCUCUUCUCAGCUCCCACAAAAUCAUUCCAUACAAAAUGAGGAGGUGGAGGUUGCCUUGAGUCAAGUGGGAUCUGCCUCUCUCUUCGUGUGUGAAUCUCACCUUUUGAGAUUCAAAACACCAAAGAAAAGAAAAUCGAUCAUAUCCACCAUCCUCAGAUCCAAGUCCCGGCAACAAAAUGAGGGAAACAAUGAAUCGGAGUGUGCAAAUGCUUCCAUUUGUGCACUCUAUACACACUCUGGCAAAGUUGAUGAGACGUGUGCCAAGGAUGUCCAAAGAAAAUUGGCCUCAUUGGACAAAUGCAUGAGGAACAUUGACGAUCGAUUGGGGUGCAUCAACAAUCGCUUGAUUAGAAGCCGUGUUUCCCUUCUUAACAUCAUUACAAACUGA
This is a messenger RNA of Amborella trichopoda, 828 nucleotides long. RefSeq lists its product as uncharacterized. The record is from RefSeq and is a predicted model, not a curated record. NCBI's taxonomy places the organism in Eukaryota, Viridiplantae, Streptophyta, Magnoliopsida, Amborellales, Amborellaceae. Gene Ontology annotation, biological process: shoot system development; root development.